Molecule: messenger RNA, 783 nt
Organism: Neltuma alba
Lineage: Eukaryota; Viridiplantae; Streptophyta; Magnoliopsida; Fabales; Fabaceae
Exons: 2
Coding region: 1-783 (260 amino acids)
Biological process (GO): telomere maintenance; DNA repair
Molecular function (GO): DNA helicase activity
Source: RefSeq, a predicted model, not a curated record
AUGGCUUCAAGUGGAAUAGCUACAACUUUACUACCUUUAGGCAGAAUUGCACAUUCAAGGUUUGUAAUUCCAAUUGAUAUUAAUGAAGAUUCCAUGUGCAACAUAUCCCAAAGUUCACCAUUGAGUGAGCUUAUCAGGUGUGCCAAAUUGAUUAUUUGGGAUGAAGCCCCAAUGGUGAAACCUUUUUGUGCAAAAGCUGUUGAUAGGACAUUCAGAGAUAUAAUGAAGUGUAAUCGUCCCUUUGGAGGCAAAUGUAUUGUCAUGGGAAGAGAUUUCAAACAAAUAUUGCCUGUCAUCCCAAAAGACUGGCUUUUGGAUAUUGGUGAUGGUUGUAUUGGUUUACCUCAUGAUAGAAUGACAGAGAUAGAAGUCCCUGAUGAUUUUUUAAUUAUGGACUGUCAUGAUCCUCUGCAGUCGAUUGUCAAAGCCACAUAUCCUGAUCUCUUACAUCAUUUAGCUAAUUCCGAAUAUCUCACUAAUAGGGCUAUUUUGACACCGACAGUUGAAGUGGUUGACCAAAUUAAUGACUAUGUGUGCUCCUUACUGCCUGGCGAGCCUAUUGAAUAUUUUAGCUCUGAUUCUGUGAGUACAGCUGAUCAAGGUUGUACAUCAUUUCAAGAGUUGUAUACUAUCGAAUUCUUGAACACAAUAAAAUGCUCUGGCUUGCCUCCACAUAGACUUGUAGUGAAAAUUGAAGUUCCCAUAAUGCUGGUGAGAAACAUAGAUCAAGCUGCAGAACUCUGUAAUGGCACAAGACUAAAGAUCACAUUUCUUGGUAAAUAG